CUAAUAAGCUACAUACUCUCAUGAAUGUUUGGAUGGAUCAUACGUGCGGGUUCGAUUAUUUUUCAGCUGAAUAUUACCUUGAAUUUUGCUAGUAAUAAUUAGCGGCAUCGAAGAUCUAGCAGAGAUCAGUGCAUACUCGCUCGAAAUGGCUCUGUUAGUUAAGACUUUCGUUAGAUCCAGUCAUAGCUUAGAACAAGGGAAUUUGAUUCGACUGUGCAUGAGAAAUGUGCAAACAUCUUCAUCUCUACAAAUGGACCAGAAAUGGAGACAAAGACAAGGACUCACUGCAAAUCCUAAUGUGUACGGGCCCCUAACAAAUUUACCCGAUUAUUCAUAUAAAGACGGUCGGCCAACGCCAAUAGGCGUGAGACACAAGACUCGCAUUGAAAAGCAACGAGAGUAUGCGGCUAAGAUUCUUCAAUUAACAGAUGAAGUUGAUUUUGCAGUAAAAAGACAUGAACAGCUACAAAAAGAUGAAGAGGAGAGAAAACAGCAAAUUCUAGACAGAAAAUUACGAGAAAAAGGCAACUUGCUGACCGCUAAUAUAGUAAAAGAUUCAACUGUGGAAAGCAAGUGAUUAUUUUUAUUAGCACCAACACAUUGUUAGUUAAUUUAUAUGAUCACCCAAUGAUUAUCGUUGUUACAGUUUAUACCUAAACUAUGUUUAUGAUUAUCAAUAAAACGCACCAUUUUCAAGUGUA
Molecule: messenger RNA, 701 nt
Organism: Athalia rosae (coleseed sawfly)
Lineage: Eukaryota; Metazoa; Arthropoda; Insecta; Hymenoptera; Athaliidae
Gene: mRpL52
Product: 39S ribosomal protein L52, mitochondrial
Exons: 4
Coding region: 146-577 (143 amino acids)
Biological process (GO): mitochondrial translation
Cellular component (GO): mitochondrial large ribosomal subunit
Molecular function (GO): structural constituent of ribosome
Source: RefSeq, a predicted model, not a curated record